AUGGCUAUGAACAAGAAGGUGGUGGUGUUCAUCAUGGGAGCCACCGGAUCGGGAAAAUCGAAGCUAUCUGUCAGCCUAGCCGCCCACAUUGGAGGAGAGAUAAUCAACUCCCACAAGAUUCAGGUUUACAGAGGGCUUGAUGUUCUGGGUAACAAGAUUCCUGAGGUCGAGAAGCUUGGCGUGCCUCAUCAUUUGCUUGGGCAUGUUGGGAACCCCGAUGAAGAAUACACUGCCCGCCACUUUUGCUUCCAGGCCACGUCGGUGAUUGAGCGAAUCAUCAACUCCGGCAAGGUUCCGAUCGUCGUGGGAGGGUCAAAUUCUUUCAUUGAAGCCCUGGUGGAGGACCCUGACUUCAAGUUCAAGUCCAACUACCACGGCUGCUUCAUUUGGCUGGAUGUUUCUCCAAAUGUUUUGAACACUUUUGUGUCCAAACGAGUUGACCAAAUGGUUAAUCAAGGUCUGGUUGAUGAGGUACGAGGAAUCUUUGCUCCCGACAAAGAUUACACAAAGGGUAUUCGAAAAGCCAUCGGAGUUCCUGAAAUGGACAAGUAUCUGAGAGCUGAAGCCAGCAAAGACAUGUCCGAGGCUGAGAAGAAGGCGCUGCUUGAAUCCGCCAUUGCUGAAAUCAAGACCAACACCAUAGGCUAA
Molecule: messenger RNA, 648 nt
Organism: Ipomoea nil (Japanese morning glory)
Lineage: Eukaryota; Viridiplantae; Streptophyta; Magnoliopsida; Solanales; Convolvulaceae
Product: adenylate isopentenyltransferase 5, chloroplastic-like
Exons: 2
Coding region: 1-648 (215 amino acids)
Biological process (GO): tRNA modification; cytokinin biosynthetic process
Cellular component (GO): mitochondrion
Molecular function (GO): tRNA dimethylallyltransferase activity
Source: RefSeq, a predicted model, not a curated record